ACAAAAACCCGCCGAGGAUUCCCGCCGCUCUCUCAAUGUCACGAUCCACCACAGGAAAUCUAUCUACACAGCUUCCUUUCUCCCGGGGAAGGGAGAUUACAAUUAGCUUUUCAUCGUGAGUUUUUGGCAGAUUCGGCAGCAUACUCGGUCCCGAGGAGAAAACCAGGCAUCGGGGCAAUGGGAAGAAGUGGAAGUUUGAGUAUGGGAGUAUCAUUCGUUUGCAACGUGCCGUGUCAUAUGAUGUGGGAGAUCAUGGUCUUUCCAUAACCACGAUCGUUCUUGGCAAAUUUUUCUACAGAAGUGGUUUGCCAUUGCCCUCUUCCUGGCAGUGUCUCUACAAGACAGCCAUAUAUCUCCUUGGUUUCAUGGAUCCAAAGAGAAAACCAACAUCAGGAUUACCAGGAGAAGGUCGGUGUUCUGAAAGAAUAUAAUGGAUAAUGACCAAGUCAGUUUUAGUCCAUGGAAAGCAGCUGAUGAAUAUACCACUGCAAUCUGGUCCAUCCAGAAGAAGAUUCAUAAUUAAUUGACAAUGCAUUCACAUCUCAGGCUGACCCCACUUGUUACACUGCUGUUGGCACUGGCAUCCCUUCAACCUUUGAACUCUUUAUCCAUUAGUCAAGAGUCCAUCGCUCAGGCAUGCCAUGCUUUCUCAGGAAUCCAUGAUUUCCAGAGAUAUGUUUGCUGUUCUCCAUCUGAUGAAGAGUUACAUCAUUGCCAUUAAAAAAGCACAAGACAUUUCAAACAUCAAUAUACCAAUUAUAAGAGCACGGAUGGGAGGAGAUUACCAGCAGGAAUUGAGGAAGCCUUUAGAUUUAUCACUGGAAUACUGGAGGUAAUAGCUAACUAUAUUUUCGAUCAGCAGAUCAAAAUAAUAGGAGCAAUCAUCUUUGGCUACCUUAUCUUCAUUUUAGUAGUGCAUUUGACCUUUUGUAUUCUUCAGCUACGUGGAGAUAUUCCUUUAGUCCUGACAGGACAGCCCUGCAGUACUGGCUGAAAGGUGCUCCUUGACCACUAACAUGGUCCUUCCUCCACCCGACAGGCGCCAUGUGUGCCUCUCCACCAUUGUCAUCAUGAGCAGCAUGGCCUUCAUGGACGCCUACCUGGUGGAGCAAAACCAGGGCCCUCGGAAGAUUGGGGUCUGUAUCAUUGUGCUGGUUGGAGAUAUCUGCUUCCUCAUCGUGUUGCGGUACGUGGCAGUCUGGGUCGGAGCUGAGGUAAAGACCGCCAAGCGUGGAUAUGCCAUGAUACUCUGGUUUCUGUACAUAUUCGUUCUGGAGAUUAAGCUCUACUUUAUUUUUCAGAACUACAAGGCUGAGAAAAAGAACACAGACAUAGUCGCACGAAAGGCACUGACCUUACUGCUUUCUAUCUGUGUGCCCGGGCUAUACCUCAUCUUGAUCGCCUUAGACAGCAUGGACUAUGUCAGGACUUUCAGAAAGAAAGAGGAUCUAAGAGGACGUCUGUUCUGGGUAGCCCUGGAUUUGUUGGAUAUUUUGGACAUCCAAGCCAAUCUCUGGGAACCACAUAAGUCUGGCCUUCCCAUGUGGGCAGAGGGACUCAUGUUUUUCUACUGCUACAUUCUCUUGCUCAUUCUGCCAUGUGUGUCUCUCAGUGAGAUCAGCAUGCAAGGUGAGCACAUAGCCCCUCAAAAGAUGAUGCUAUAUCCUGUGUUAAGCUUGGUAACCAUCAACAUAGUGACAAUAUUCAUCCGAUCAAUUAACAUGUUACUGUUCCGAGACAGUCGGGUUUCGACUAUAUUUAUUGGUAAGAACAUCAUCGCGAUAGCCACCAAGACUUGCUCUUUUGUAGAGUAUCAGAAACAGGUCAAGAAUUUCCCAGAGAAUGCAAUAGCCCUCGAGCUCCAGCAGAAUUCCAUCCCUCACAGUCAGAGCAUCCACAAUACACAAGCUGUCCCACAUGACCAAACCCCAACCGGAGAAAUAGUGGACACAUGACAGCAAGCAAGUCAACUAUGAACUGGGAAACAGAUCAUUUCCAAAAGUAGUCCAGGAAGAGUAACAAUGGGAAAGAAAUACUUCCAGACUCUGGGUGGCAAUGACUGCUCCAUAUCCAAUAAGAAUCCAUGGAUGGGCUAACAGCAAUCUGUGCUCACCCCACUCUCAAUUUUCUCUUCUUCCUAUUGCUGACCUCUUGCUAUAACUCAGGUAUGACAAGGAGAAUUUGACGACAGCUCUGGGAUGGUUACAAAACAACUCUUCAAAAGAAUACUCUUGCCCUGGAACUUGAAGCCACCAAAAGAAGUCACAACUAGGUGUUUUUAUUCCAUAGUCAAUGACCUAUUGGAUUUGUCAUUCUCAAGACCAAGACUUUAAUGUCCAAAUUUCUAACAUCUGAAAUGAAUGUGUUUAUUAUGAUGGCAACCAUUUUACAAACAUAUUUUGAGAUCUAACUGUAUUUUCAGAUGCAGAGUAUUUAAAUUAUUUCAGAAAUUACAUUUCUGCCAAAUUUUAACAGAAGACAUCUGGGAAAGUAAAGGAAAGGAUGUGAAUUAACCUUGCUGUGUCUCUGACUGAUUGGCCUUGAAUUGUUACCUCUUUCUGUGCAGGUAGAUGUGCAUUAUCUCGUUGCCUUCAUCUCUUUCACACUUCCAACUCAUGAUUGUUAAUUUAAUCCCAAAAUCUGCAACUCCUGAGAAAUCCACUCAGGCUUUUGAUCUAAGCCACUGAUGGAAGCUGAUGGCCAGUGCAACAAUGAAAAGACAUGUUAAAAUUUGACCAUAGAUCAAAUCACAAGCAGUUGUUGCCAUGAAGUCCACAGUCAUGCAGAACAGAAACAGACACGCUGUCCAUAAAUUAUGUAUUGCUUCAAAAUAACAUAAUGGAAAGGUUUAAAUGUGUAUUUCAUCCAUUUUAAUCACAAGAUUAUGUUCUUCCAUUGGAGUUCUUCCAUUGGACUUUUUAUACGUUGAUAGACUAAACCACGUCUCAUCUAAUUGCUUGUGUGAAUUCCAGCACUGUUUAUUUAAUGGGGUUGAGGAAACACUUUUGGAUAACCAGAUUAAGUUGACAAAGAAAGCAACCAUGAUUUGUUAAUAAACAGCUGUGAGCCAGUGGGGUUUAUGAAGCAUAUUGUAAAUCUAAAGUUACUGGUGGAAGAAGAAAAGUGAGAAAAGGAAUUACUCAAUUUCAAGCACAGUAGGUGUGCUUUUCUGAGUCUCUUUCUUGUGCUUGGUGUACAUUGUCAGUCCAUCCCUGUCAUUACCGAGCUAACAGGCGCUGGUGUCUGCAAAGAGGCACUCACUCCCCCAUCAGUCACUCAAAUGCAAGGUUACAUUAAAUCAUUUUUCAUGUUUGUGUUCUCACAGAGAAAGGUAGGAACUGAGUUGAAUUG
Mobula hypostoma (lesser devil ray) is the source of this 3351-nucleotide messenger RNA. RefSeq names its product transmembrane protein 121Aa (gene tmem121aa). The record is from RefSeq and is a predicted model, not a curated record. The transcript has 4 exons. The coding region runs from base 1017 to 1955 and encodes 312 amino acids. NCBI's taxonomy places the organism in Eukaryota, Metazoa, Chordata, Chondrichthyes, Myliobatiformes, Myliobatidae.